This is a messenger RNA of Chionomys nivalis (European snow vole), 2151 nucleotides long. It is a transcript of the gene Decr1, whose product is annotated as 2,4-dienoyl-CoA reductase 1. Bases 42 to 1049 code for a protein of 335 amino acids. Gene Ontology annotation, cellular component: mitochondrion. Lineage: Eukaryota; Metazoa; Chordata; Mammalia; Rodentia; Cricetidae. The record is from RefSeq and is a predicted model, not a curated record. The transcript is spliced from 10 exons. Gene Ontology annotation, molecular function: 2,4-dienoyl-CoA reductase (NADPH) activity. Gene Ontology annotation, biological process: fatty acid beta-oxidation.
GACCGGGCGGGCCCUGCGGUAGAGGCAGUUUUGCUGGAGAGAUGGCGCUGCUGGGUCGUGCGCUCUUCGCUCGGGUGUCCCGCCUACCCCGCGACCCCGGUCCUCUGAGGUUUUUCAGUUAUGGAACAAAAACACUGUAUCAAAGCAUUGAUGCUCCCCAGUCUAAAUUCUUCCAGCCCCGUUUAAAGCCCAUGCUACCACCUAAUACUUUUCAAGGAAAAGUGGCUUUUAUUACCGGAGGAGGCACUGGCCUUGGCAAGGCAAUGACAACUUUUCUGUCCAGUCUGGGUGCCCAGUGUGUGAUAGCCAGCAGGAAUCUUGAUGUUUUGAAAGCUACUGCAGAAGAGAUUUCUUCUCAGACUGGGAAUAAGGUGCACACAAUCCGGUGUGAUGUACGGGAUCCUGAGAUGGUGCACAACACUGUGCUGGAGCUGAUCCAAGUGGCAGGGCUUCCUGAUGUAGUCAUAAACAAUGCAGCAGGGAACUUUGUUUCUCCCACUGAAAGACUGUCCCCUAAUGCUUGGAAGGCCAUAACUGACAUUGUUCUCAAUGGCACAGCCUAUGUGACUCUAGAAAUUGGGAAACAGCUCAUUAAAGCACAGAAAGGAGCCGCAUUUCUUGCUAUCACUACCAUCUAUGCCGAGAGCGGAUCAGGCUUCGUAGUGCCAAGUUCUUCAGCUAAAUCAGGCGUGGAAGCCAUGAAUAAGUCUCUUGCAGCUGAGUGGAGUAGAUAUGGGAUGCGAUUCAAUAUAAUUCAGCCGGGGCCUAUAAAAACCAAAGGCGCCUUUAGCCGUUUGGACCCAACUGGGAGAUUUGAGAAAGAAAUGAUCGAAAGAAUUCCCUGUGGUCGGCUGGGGACUGUGGAGGAACUUGCAAAUCUAGCCACUUUCCUGUGCAGUGAUUAUGCGUCUUGGAUUAAUGGGGCGGUCAUUAGAUUUGAUGGUGGAGAAGAAGUAUUCCUGUCAGGUGAAUUCAACUCUCUCAAGAAGGUCACCAAGGAGGAGUGGGACGUAAUUGAAGGGCUCGUCAGGAAGACAAAAGGCUCCUAAGAUGGUUUCAUCUCCGCCUGGGACAAGAGGGACAUGAAGAUGAGGCAGACGGACCAUUUGUUUUUAGGGUUCAUAAAUGUUUGCUUAAAUGAUUUCUGUAGUUCCAGGGAUCAAACUCAGGGUGUCUGGUACGCUAGAGUGCUACCUCUGAGCUGCACCUGAGCCCUCAUAAAUGGUUGGACAGGCAUCGAGUGCACGCGAUGUGCCAGAUCAGGGGUGGUCACUGUGUACUGAAGGAUAAAACGGGCAGGGUAGCUUUUCUUUAAAAAUGAUAGAAACAAAAAGGAGUAAAGAUUUCUUUUUUAAAAUUAUUCUUGCGUCAGUGAGAUGGCUCUGUAGGUAAAGGCACUUGCUGCUAGGCCUGAUGAUCUGGGUUCAAUCUCAAGGACCAACAUGGUAGGAGAGCGCCAGCUCCCCAGAAUUACCAUCUGACAGCUACUUGUGAACUGAGCAUUCCUGAGCACGCGCGCAUGUGUGCACAUGCAUGCACACACGCAUGUGCACGCACACACACCCAAUGCAAAAUCAUCUUUCACAGCUUCAUCCAUAUGCAUGAAUGGUUUGGUUAUAUUCACCCUCUCCCAUUAUUCUCUCCCAUGGAACCUUUUCUUUCUACCUGUCCACUCAUAAUUUCAGGGUUGUUUCCAUUGGCUUGGCAUGAGUGGGAGAUUAUAUCCUUAAACAAGGGGACUUACCAAUGGCCGUAUCUCUGAGGAAUUUGACCUCCUCUCCCCAGCGACCAUUAACUGCAUGAACUGGCUGGAUUUGAGUCAACUUGACACAAGCUAACAUCAUCUGAGAGGAAGGAACCUCAGCUGAUAGGAAAUGAUGCCCCUAUGAGAUCCAGCUGUAAGGCAUUUUCCCAAUUAGUGACCAAUGUGGGGAGGGCCCAGCCCCUGGUGGGUAGUACCAUCCAAGGGCUGGUGAUCCUGGGUUCUAUAAGAAAGCAGGCUGAGCAAGCCAGUGGAAGCAAGACAGUAAGUAGCACCCCACCGUGGCCACAGGUUCUGCAUCAGCACCUGCCUCCAGGAUCCUACCCCAUUUGGGUUCCUGUCCUGAUUUCCAUUGAUGUGGAAGUGUAAGCCAAAUAAACCCUUUUCUC